UGCCAUUAUUUUGAUUAACAUGUUUUAUUUGUAUUAUUUAUAUUUUUUGUUAUUACAACUUUUAUUUUGAAAGGUUAAAUUAGUGGAAUCCAGCAUGUUGCUAGGAAACCAAAGAAAAGCAAGACGCUGUCUGAAAGCGUAACUUUCACAAGUGGCUGUAAGGGUCAUUUAAGUUAAGAAUUUAUUGAAUUAUUUCAUUUCUACCUCGAAGGAAAGGGUCAGCCAGCGAGUUCGACGGUGGUGGUAUGUCAGUGAGACUAAGAGAAAUUGUAAGAAGAACAAGUUCAAAAAAUCGACAUUAAAGCUGACUAUACACCAGCAGUUUAACGAACUCUUUGUCGCCGUUAAAAACAAGAAGAGGUGGAAGUGACAGUCGAACUCGGAGCUACAUGAUUCUCGCAUCGUUUCACCGAAGAUCCGACGGUUGCAAAUGUUAACGGACACACGUUCAACGGUUGCUUCUUCAUAAAGACGUCCAGAAACCAGACAUUUAAGUUCAUGUUUGGAAAGUGACACAAGGAAGGAGUAACAACAAGGAACUGUGUGAAGCCUGACAACAACAGCGCAACAAGGUAACGAGAAGGGAAGUAAUGUAACAAAGCUCAGAGUUGAUUUACGUCAAGUUAAAAGGAGAUUUCACCAGUUAAGAAUUCUGUAACGUCUCAAGUGAAACAAAAUGUCAGAAACAAAUGACACAGGAAUAGAAGUUGCCGGUGCAGAACAAGCUGCCGAAGCAGAUCAAGUAGAUGAAACAUUUUUAGUGCAACCUGGGCAAGAAGAGCUGCGUAGAAGUGAAAGACCUCGCAUGCUAACAGGAAAAGGAAGAGAAUUCCAUAAAGAAAAACUAAAGGGGCUGCAACGUCACUUUGAAAGUACUUAUGACAGAUGGAAAGCAUUAAUUAAAGUUGCUAAAAAAUCUGUUAUUAAAGGAGAUCCAGUUGACAUUCUUGAAGGACACAUGGACAUUGUGCAAAGAGAACUAGCCGCUCUUAAUGACAUUUAUGAUCAAUACAGAGCAAUAGAUGGACCACCUCAUGAUAUGCGUUCCAAGUUAGACAAAUGUAUAUCAGUGACUAAGGUAGUUUUGCAAAACAUCCAAUGCCAUGUUGAGGGAACAAAUAAGGAGGAAAUUGUUUGGCCUGAUGCCAGUUCUAUAUUUACAUCUUCAAGCUCAACUAGUGUCUCAGUUCAUAGUCAUUUUAAAGCCAGUACAGUUAACUCUAAUGGCUCUUCUGCCAAAAGACAAGAAGCUGCAGCAGAGUAUGAAGCAACAAAGGCUGUGCUUAAGAUAAUGGCUGAACAAGAGAAAUUUAGAGAAAAAAUGCAAACCAUAGAAGAAGAAGACAAACGCAUAACAGCAGAACAGGAAGCUGCUGCGAUGUCACAACGCCAUCAAGAGGAAAGAGAGGAAACAGAACGCAAGUUAAAAAGAGAAAAGGAAAAGGCGGCUGUGAUAAAGAGACAACAAGAGGAAAGUGCUGCAAGGAAAAGGUCAGUUGAGGACUUAAAAAGGGAAAUUGAAAGACUGGAAAAUCUGAAAGGACUCAAUGCAGCAAAGGCAAAAUUACAAGUUUAUGAAGAAGAUUACUUUUCAGUAAAGCAAGAAAGCAUCACUCCAAAUCCUGCAAACAUACAGGCAACUAAGUUCAAGAACACUGCUAAUCAACCCACACAACCACCACAACAGUUAAAUGUCGUUCACGAGAGCACAGGUGAGCUUGUAAGGGUUUUGGCAGAAGCUAUGUCAGCUAAUAGGCUACCAAUUCCAGAGCCCUCAGUAUUUAGUGGGGAUCCACUUAAGUUUAAACAUUGGAAGGCAUCUUUUCAGACUCUAAUAGAGAGAAAGAACAUACCCAUUGCAGAAAAGAUAUUUUUCUUACAGAAGUAUGUAGGUGGGUGUGUUAAAGAAGCCUUAGAUGGCUAUUUUCUGAUUGGCUCUGAAGAUUCCUAUAUGGCAGCAUGGAAUAUUCUCAAUGAACGUUAUGGAGAGCCUUUUGUCAUUGCUAAGGCCUUUAGAGACAAGUUGCACACAUGGCCAAAGCUCCAAGGUAAAGACGGUGCAGAGUUAAGAAAGUUUGUGGAUUUCUUACAAAGCUGUCAAUCUGCAAUGAUUACCAAUGAGAAUCUGAACAUCCUUAAUGAUGGAAUAGAGAAUCAAAGACUUGCUGCUAAACUGCCAGACUGGUUGAGCAACAGAUGGAACCGAAAGGCUACAGAGUACCAGCUAGAGCACAGACAUUUCCCACGUUUCAGUUACUUUGUAACAUUCCUGUCAAUGGAGGCAAGUAUUGCAUGUAAUCCCAUUACAUCAUAUCAAGCUAUAAGACAAAGUGACUUUGACAAACCAAAGACAAAACCUCAACUUACACCCAUUCAUAAGAAGCAAGAUAUUGCAAAAAUCUUCACAACUAACUCUGCAGAAAGAAGCACAAUUUCUUGUGUGUUUUGUAAGAGAGCAGGACACAGCUUACACAAAUGUCGUAAGUUCACUGAGAAACCAGUUACUGAGAGAGUCAAGUUCAUUCAAGGUGAAAAACUAUGUUUCGGCUGCUUAAAUAGUGGUCAUUUCUCCAAGAACUGCAGCAACCGGAUGACAUGCAACACAUGCUCAAAACAACAUCCCACAUGUCUGCAUGAAGAAAGACAAAGGCACGAGAUAAAGAAAGAGCAACCUAAAGAACAAGAAGUAGCUGAAUGGAAGGAAACCCAGCAACAGGUAACACAGUCACAAGACACAGUUAACGAAAGUACAUCUAACAGAGUGACUCAUGAAAGUAGAAACACACAGACAUCUGCAAUAGUACCUGUGUAUGUAUCCACGCAAAAUGAGCCAAGCAAAGAAAUACUUACCUAUGCUCUGCUGGACACACAGAGUGAUUCGUCCUUUAUUCUCAAUGAAGUAGCAAACAAUCUGGACACAGCUAAAACCCAAGUUAAACUCAAAUUAUCGACGAUGUCAUCCAAGAAAACAACUGUACCAUGUACAAAACUUGAAGCUCUGCAAAUAAGAGGAUUGUUUUCCAAAAAGAAACUCACUGUGCCAGUUGCUUACACACGUGAUUUCAUACCUGCCAAUCGUAGCCAUAUUCCUACUCCAGAUACAGCAAGGUCAUGGCCACAUUUGGAGCAUCUCAUUGAACAUAUUGCUCCACCAUUAGACUGUGAUAUAGGACUUCUGUUGGGAUACAACUGCACACAAGCCUUAAUGCCCAGAGAAGUUAUAUGUGGUGAAGAAAACCAGCCUUAUGCCCAAAAAACAGAUUUGGGCUGGAGCAUCAUAAGUUACUGUGAUUCAUGUGAUGCAGGUAGUGAUGUAAUUGGAGUAAGUCAUCGCAUCACUGUAAAGCAAGUAAUACCAGAGACUGAGUCAACCACAAAGCUAAAGAAUAAAGUUCAUUACAUCUGCAAGACACAAAUAAAAGAAGUAACUGGUCCAGAUGUAAUCAAAGCACUUGAAUCAGAUUUUACAGAGAGAGCAGUGGAAGAAACAAGCAUUUCACAAGAAGAUGUCUGCUUCAUAAGAAAGCUGCAAGAAGGAAUCAAACAAAAGCAGGAUGGACACUAUGAAAUGCCCCUGCCUUUCAAAAAUGACAGACCAAAUCUUCCCAACAACAUGUCAAGCGCAAUGCAACGCUUAAACAGUCUCAAACGCAGAUUCAUAAGGGAUCAAAAGUACUACUCUGAUUAUACAAAGUUCAUGGAGGACAUUAUUGCACACAAUGAUGCAGAGAAAGUACCAGAGAAGGAACUCUGUAAUUCCCCUGCCUGGUAUAUUCCCCACCAUGGGGUAUACCAUCCUCAAAAGCCUGGUAAGAUCCGUGUAGUUUUUGACUGCUCUGCACAAUAUCAAGCUACUUCACUAAAUGAACACCUGCUUACAGGGCCUGACCUCACAAACACUUUGGUGGGAGUACUCUGUAGGUUCAGGAAAGGCUCAGUGGCUGUAAUGUGCGACGUGGAACGUAUGUUUCACCAGUUUCAUGUAACACCCCGAGACCAGGAUUAUUUACGCUUCCUAUGGUGGGAGCAUGGUGAUCUAAGUGUUCCCCUCUCAGUCUUUCGCAUGAAGGUUCACCUGUUUGGUGCAGCCUCUUCACCUGGUUGUGCCAAUUUUGGUUUAAAGCAUCUAGCUACACAAGGAGAGGAAGAUUCUCUCAAAACACAGUGA
Molecule: messenger RNA, 4168 nt
Organism: Gambusia affinis (western mosquitofish)
Lineage: Eukaryota; Metazoa; Chordata; Actinopteri; Cyprinodontiformes; Poeciliidae
Exons: 2
Coding region: 677-4168 (1163 amino acids)
Molecular function (GO): nucleic acid binding; zinc ion binding
Source: RefSeq, a predicted model, not a curated record